CAACAACAACAACAGUAAACUGUUUUAAUUUGGCACACAUGAGCUGAUGUCUUGGCUCAUAUAGUUAACAAUGAUGCAGUGCAUAUGCCGGAGAGUUCCUUCAUCACUUUGUAUUGAAAUCAACAGCAUUGCUAGGAGUCAGGCAGCAUGUGCAGAUUUAACUUCUAUAUCCAGACUGGCAAAAAGUGAACUAGUUUUUCAAAGAUUUUAUCAUUCUGUUAAAAGGCCCGAAAGUUCAACAAGGCUCAGAUUCAACAAAAAUAAUGUCUAUGUCAGCAUGCAUUCUAAUUUAUCAACUUUUGCAACUCUUUCAAAAAGCAGCAUUACACAAGAAGAUGAAGAAUAUGUAAAAGACUUGUACCAAGGUGUUAUAGACGGCAAGAGAGGGAGUUUGGCAAAAGCUAUCACUCUUGUCGAGUCAACUCACCCAAAGAAACAAGAACUAGCUCAAGUCCUUUUAGGGGAUGUACUAAAAUAUAAUAAAGAAAGGGAACAAAGAGCAGGGGUACAGAAUUAUACUUUUAGAAUAGGAUUGUCUGGCCCACCUGGUGCGGGAAAAAGCACUUUUAUUGAGGCAUUUGGAAAGUUCCUCACUAAACAAGGUCACAAAUGUGCUGUGUUAGCUGUAGACCCAUCAUCCUCCCAGACUGGAGGUUCUUUACUUGGUGAUAAAACUCGGAUGCCAGAGCUUUCCUGUGACCCCAAUGCCUACAUACGACCUUCACCUUCCAAGGGGUCACUAGGUGGUGUUACCAGGACAACCAAUGAGGCUAUCGUUGUGUGUGAGGCAGCUGGCUAUGACAUCAUUUUGGUGGAAACUGUAGGGGUAGGUCAGUCUGAGUUUGUGGUAUCUAACAUGGUGGACAUGUUCUGUCUCCUCAUUCCUCCUGCCGGUGGCGAUGAACUGCAGGGCAUAAAGAAAGGCAUAGUAGAGGUAGCAGACAUUGUAGCUGUAAACAAGUGUGAUGGCGACCUCAUUCCUGCAGCCAACCGCAUACAGAUGGAGUAUAUCAGCGCUGUCAAGUACAUGAGGCCACGCUCUGCAGUAUGGAAACCACAGGUUCUAAGGAUCUCCUCUCUGACCAAGGAGGGCAUUCCUGAAUUGUGGAAAAACAUGCUUGAUUUCAAAACCAGCGCUGCAAUGGCGGGGGAAUUUACCACGAAGAGAAAACGCCAGCAUAAGGUCUGGAUGUGGAACUAUAUACGUGACCAUAUUAUGGAGCUUUUUAUGAAACAUCAGCUAGUAAGGGAAAUGAUUGAGGAGGUAGAGUCAAAAGUUCAGAAAGGGGAAGUAACUCCUGGGAAAGGAGCUGAUGAACUUUUGGGGCGAUUUGUUAAAGAUGUUUAAUAAUAAAAGUUCAUAUAGUUGACUUUCAGUUUGGAAUUUGUUCACAUCUGUAACAAUAACAUUAUGAAAGAUUAUUGAUUUUUUAAAUAUCUCUAUGUGUUUAAUUAAUAUAUAAACACAUUUUUAUUAAUUUUGUUUAAUGAAAUAGUUAGAAUAUUUGGUUUUAAAAUCAGAUUUUGUUAUUUACAUUUUUGU
Dreissena polymorpha is the source of this 1543-nucleotide messenger RNA. RefSeq names its product methylmalonic aciduria type A protein, mitochondrial-like. The record is from RefSeq and is a predicted model, not a curated record. Bases 71 to 1348 code for a protein of 425 amino acids. Lineage: Eukaryota; Metazoa; Mollusca; Bivalvia; Myida; Dreissenidae. Gene Ontology annotation, molecular function: GTPase activity; GTP binding; ATP hydrolysis activity. The transcript is spliced from 7 exons. Gene Ontology annotation, cellular component: cytoplasm.